Messenger RNA from Plasmodium yoelii, 2448 nucleotides. RefSeq names its product heat shock protein 90, putative. Gene Ontology annotation, molecular function: chromatin binding. Lineage: Eukaryota; Apicomplexa; Aconoidasida; Haemosporida; Plasmodiidae. The transcript has 2 exons. The record is from RefSeq and is a predicted model, not a curated record. Bases 1 to 2448 code for a protein of 815 amino acids. Gene Ontology annotation, cellular component: nucleus. Gene Ontology annotation, biological process: regulation of gene expression.
AUGACAGUAAAUUCAGAAAAUGAAAUAUCAAAUUCGGAAAAAGAGGAUAACGAAAUAUCAGUAAAAAGUAAUGAAAAUGGUGAGGGAAGUGCUGAUAACAAUGAAAAUGAUGAUAAAAGCGAAAAAAAAUAUUUUGAAAAAAAACAUAAAGAACUUAAAGAAAAAUUAAAAAUGCUAAAGGUUAAUAGCAACAGUAUGAGCAAUAAUAGUGUAGAUAAUAAUGACAACAAUAAUGAUAAUGAAAAAUGUGAUUCAGAUAAAAAGGAAGAAAAUUCAUCCACAUCCAAAGGGGAAAUGACGCCAGAAAGAAAAGAGAAGGAGAAAAAAUAUAUAGAACUUAAAAAAAAAUUAGAUCUUUUAAAAUUAAAAAAUAAAUUAGAAAAAUUAAAAAGGGAAAACGAAGUAGAUAAUUAUGAAAAACAACAAAAAAAAGACGAAUAUAACCAUAGUAGAGAUAGUAAUAGUAGUGAUUAUACAAAACAAACAAAAUACAAAAAAAAAAGACGAAGUAACACAAAUGAAAAUAGUGAUGACUAUUAUGAAAAAAAUAAAUAUGAUAAUAAUAGAAGAAGGCAUGAAAAAUAUCGAAAAACAGCGAUGAGAGCUUCAUAUGGUUCAUCAUCUAUAAGUAAUGAUAGAAUGUUAAAUAAAAAAAGAAGGGAAAACUCAUCAAGUAAUAAUUAUUUCAGGAAAAAAGACAAACCCCAUAGAAAAAGAACCCGUAGUCAAAGCAGCUCAUGUAGUCAUAGAAACAGAAAAUGGAUAAAAGAUAAACGAAGAAGAAGCAUAUACAGUAAUAGUAGUGAAGAAAACAAAUGGAGAAUGCGGGAAGUUAGUAGAGAUAGAAAAAAUAGAAGGAAAAAUUAUGAUGAUAUCAAAGGGUAUGAUAAUCGCCCAAGUUAUAAUAAAUACAAACGUUCCGAAUCACGAUAUUAUAGUAGCGACAGUGAUAUUCACAAAAAUAAAAGAAAUUAUAUUUCUAGAGAAGAUAAAAAACGUGAUUUAUAUGAUGAUAGAAAUUCAAAUUAUAAAAGAGGAGAAAUGAGUAGUCAUAAAUAUUUAUAUAAUAAAAAAACUGGAGAAAAAAUUGAAAAAAAAUAUUAUCGUGUUAUUCUCGGACAGUAUGCAGAUAAAGAUAGUUGGAAUAAUUAUACUAAUUGGUUAAAAAAAAAAAAUGAUUACAGAUUUAAUUUGCCUUUUGAUCAACACAAAAUAUAUAGACAAUCUCAGUCUCUAUCUCCAACAACAUGGGAAAAUAUUUUGGAAAAUUCCGCAAGUAAAGAUAGCGAUCAAAAUGAUAAAAAAAACAAAAAUAAAGUUAAGCAUACUGUAUCAAGUGAGAGCAUAGAACAACCUAUUGAUAAAAAUGAAAAAAAACAAAAAAAAUCAAAAGAUGAUAAAAAAAAGGAGAAAAAAAAAAAAAAAAAAUAUAGUUCCGAAACGGAACAUUCCAAACUUGAUCAUUCCGAAUUGAGCUCAUAUAGUGAAUAUUCUUCUAAAAAGAAAGAUAAAAAAGAAAAAAAAAAAAAAAAAAAAAAAAAUACCGAAUUGACAUACAGUGAUUAUGAAAAAAUGGACAAAAAAUAUAAAAGUAAAAAAAGUGUAGAAGAAUAUAGUAGUUCUAUUGACGAAGAGUACAAAAAGGAAAAAAAACACGAUAAAAAAAAAAAAAAAAAAAAAGAAUCGAAAAGCAAAAAAUAUGAGAAGCAUAAAAAGGAUAAAAAUAAAAAAAAUAAACGUAAAAAAAAGUAUGACGAUUCAGAUGAAGAUAUAAGAAAAUCAAAUACAACCUCAGCCACAUCCUUGUCUUUUCUAUGUGAAGGAUAUGACUCACUAAAUGAAAAAUUGUACAAACGAGAUUCUUCUAAUUCUAUUGAAAAAGAUAAGGACAUGAAAAAAAAAAUAAAAAAAAAAAAUAAUAAAGAAGAAGAAAAAGAAGAAGAAGAAGAACAUAAGAAAAAUAAAGAAAAUAAUAAACAAAGUGAACAGUUUGGAAAAGAAGAGUUUAAAGAUGACGAAAAUGAAAAUGAAGCAACAGAUGAUGAUACAGAUAGUGUAGGACCAAAACCUCUUGAUAUAAAUGUAAAAUUAGCAAAUAAACAAAUGGAUUAUGGUGGUGCUAUGAUGCCAGGAGAAGGUCAAGCAAUAGCACAAUUUAUUCAAAAAGGUAAAAGAAUACCAAGACGUGGUGAAGUGGGAUUAUCUGCUGAAGCUAUAGAAAAUUUUGAAAAUCUUGGAUAUGUUAUGAGUGGGUCAAGGCAUAAACGAAUGAAUGCAAUACGUAUAAGAAAAGAAAACCAAGUUUAUAGUGCCGAAGAGCAAAGAGCCUUAGCUAUGUUUAAUUAUGAGGAAAGGGCAAAUAGGGAAAAUGCAUUAAUAACAGAUUUAAAGGAAAUUUUAAGAAAACAAAAUGAAACUAUAUUAAAUGACGAAAAAAAUGAUACCUAA